Messenger RNA from Colias croceus (clouded yellow), 7176 nucleotides. It is a transcript of the gene Rif1, whose product is annotated as telomere-associated protein RIF1. The coding region runs from base 171 to 6485 and encodes 2104 amino acids. The record is from RefSeq and is a predicted model, not a curated record. Gene Ontology annotation, cellular component: nucleus. Gene Ontology annotation, biological process: telomere maintenance. The transcript has 12 exons. Lineage: Eukaryota; Metazoa; Arthropoda; Insecta; Lepidoptera; Pieridae.
CAACAAAAUGUCAGUUUUUGUUAUUCUGAUUUCUCAAUGUUACACGUUAUUUUAAAAGAAUUUCGUCUAAUUUAGUGACUCGAAAAGACAACGAUAAUCUUAAUUCUUAAAUGUUCUUUCAAAUACAAACCGAAUACAUAUUAAAGUGUUUGUGUUAGAUUUAAAUUGCCAUGCCAGAAGAACAGUGUUCAGUCGAUCUUGAGAGUAUAUUGGAUAAUUUAGAUGAUUUCACAUUCAAUACUACACAUUACAAUGAAAUUCAAAAAGUUUUACAAACAGAUAAGCCAAUAAAAUGUUCAGACGCCGAAAAAUUGGUUUCAAUAUGUCUUCAAGAUAUAAAUGAAGAUAAUAAAAAAUAUGGUAUUAACAGUUUGAAUAUCUUAUCAUUUCUUCUAAAUAAAAUUAAGAAAGAAAAAUUAUCAACUACUGUAAAUUUUGUUCCAUCAGCACAUGGAAUUCUAAGCACUCUCAAAACAGUUUCAUUUCUUCAAAACAUAGAGUCAUUCAGGUUACUAUGCUUUGAAAUUUUAAUGAUAUAUCCAGAUGAAACAUUGAUAUCAUUAGCUGUCCAACAUCCUAAUGAAAUUUAUGAAAUAGUUGAAAUAUACUGUAAUAGUCGAGCACCAACUGAAGUUAUUUUACAGCCAACAUUUUUCAUUUUACGACUAUUGCAAAUUAUGCCACACAGUGAUAGAGUGGAGUUUGUCAAAAAUGGAAUUACCACUUGGUUUUCAAGCCUUAUUCCAACAAUUUUUAAUUCAUCAACAAUAUACAUUAAUAUUGUGCAAAAUGCAUUGCUAUGUUUGGAGCUAUUGACAGAGGAUCUUCUCCAUUUUGAUUAUGUUGAUAAUUCAAAAUGGCUUGUCAUACUAGAAUGUAUUUAUGUACCAAAUAAAUAUCCAUUGGUAAUGAAACGCCUACUUGAAGAUGGAUCUAAUCACUGGCAUAGACUAUGGAUGGUAUGUGUAAAGCUGCUGAAAAGUCAAAUCACAAAAAACAUAAAUUCAGUUGCUUGUCCCAUCAACUCCAUGUUGCCAGUGGUUGAAAUGGCAUUUAAAAUGGACGUUAAAAACAGAUGUCGCGCUUUUAAGUGCUGGAAUGUCUUAAUUGACAAUUUUUCCACAGAGACUAAUGAAGUAUACAUGAAUAAAAGAGUCAAAUUGCUCUUAAUACCACUCAUAUCUAAUAAUGCUAAAGUGGAAGAAACUGCGCUCGCAAAGUUUGACACAUGGUGGCAUUUCAUAGUCAAGUUUCACACGAAAAUGACAAAGUUUUCUGAUACAGUUUUACUGCCGUUUAUACAAUUUUGUUUUGGAAAACCAGUUGUAUCGAAUAAACCUGCGAUCAUUCCUGGAUUAUUCACUGAAGAAACAAAGAAGUUGAGUCUCCAAUGUUUUGCAAAUAUAUUUGCACAUUACAACUGCACAGGUUGUGUUGAUAUGCCAAAAUUGGAAAGUAAAUUAGUAACAACCACACACUUGGUAACAAAUUGGAAACAUUGGAUAAAUGCUCUCAGUGUGGUGAUUAAAAUUGGAUCUGAUAGUGGUGAUAAGAUAUUAAUAAAGCAAGUAAAGUGUGCUUGGAAGUCAUUUGUUGCUACAGUUGGUGAACUGCCUGAGAAUAAUAUCAGAAGAGAUCUUUUUAUUGAGCUUCUCACCAUGAUACAGAAAUCUUUACAGGAUUGCCAAGCAGAGACCUCUGAAAUUGUAAUAAAUGUUUUAUUACCAGCCUUAUUUGAAGAAGAUGAAAAUAUCAAACCACUUUUGAAAAUAAAAUCAGAGCAUGAAGAUACAAUUUUAAAAAUCUUUUCAAUAUUAACUGACCAAUCAAAUAACAACUUUUAUUCAAGGUGUAAUGUUGAAGAAACAUUUACAAGCAUAAGGUCAUGUACAGAUUAUUUGAUACAGGCAUCACAUAAGACAUCUACUAUAUUGGAAAGCAUUGUCAAAGAUUUGCCAACUACAGAAAGUAGUCUUAUUUUGUGGACAGCUAUUGUUGAGUCCACGCUGAAGUUUGAAUUCACUAAUUGUCCAAGAAUUUUAAUUAACAUGGUUUCGUGGCCUUUAAAGAUGAAUUUACAUUCAAAUGUAAAUAAAUAUGUCUUAACAUGGCAAGCAAUAUAUGACUAUGUUAGUAAGAAAGUAACAUCUCCAAGUGUAAAUGAUGUUAUUUUACUAUUUUAUACUUCAAAUAAAGGCACCUGCACAAUAUUUAGCUUGACUGCUAUUUUGACCAUUGCAGGAGAAGUCCUAGUAAAAGAUAAAGAUAUGAAAUUCGAGAAAAAGACUGAGAUUAUACUCAAGCAUUUACAUAAGCAAGUUGAUAAUUAUAAACAUAUCCAGCCAGUUUAUAUGCAGUUGCUACAACAUAUUGCUGUGAUAUUAAAUAGAUUAACAGAGACUACAAGUGUCGCUUGCGCUAAACAUUUGUUAUUAAUUAUCAACAAAAUUCUAAAAGUAACACCAAAUAUAAUAAAUGAAGAUACAAAUGAGAAAAAGGACAUAUUUGCCUGUAUAGAAAAGGUAUUAACAAGUAUUGGUUUAAUUUUAAAAAUGGAUGCCUACUCCAAACUUAAUAUGCUUAUUCUUGAAGGGAUUAAGGAAAGUGCUCCUCUAUUAGUUAAACAUAUAGAAAAUAAUGUGGAUAUUAUUUCUAUUUUAAAAAUAUAUGAAAAUAAAGAUGCUGAUAUUAAGCAACUUGUCGAGAAGUUAACUGUUAAAGAAAACAAAUCAGAGGAAAAUAAAAUAGUCAAUCAUUCAUUUACAACUCCUAAUAAUAAACAAACCACAAAGAGAACAACGAAAAAAGAAGUUAGUAUUGUAAACACAGUUGUAGAAAAUGGAGAAGAAUUUGUUGUGGUCAAAUCCAACUGGAAGUUCAAUCCGAAAAAGUUAACUGAUAAUCAAAAGGAGAAGUUUCAAAGGAAACGAGAAGACAUUCCUGCAUUAUACCAAGAUUUGUCACAGUCUCAAGAUGAAUUUAAACUAAGUGCUUGGAAAACUGAAUCAAAUGAUGCCAAUUCAUCUAGCAAGUCUACCAGUGUUUCGGCUUGUGAAGAUGUAACUACAGCCCUUACGAAUAUUCCUAACCAAGAAAUGAUGCCUAAAAUAAUGGAAAAUAUUUCAAAAUGUGAUGCUAACAACCCUAUCAAUGACGAAAAAAAUAACAUUGAAAAUAUAAUUAAAAACCCGAAAGAUUCCACACCAAGUACUUUACAACCUACAACAACCAAAGAUACAAAAUCACCUCGAAUGGCCUUAAAAGAUCGAGUAUUUCGUAAUGUUAGAAAUUUAAUUGAAAAGUCGAACUUAAAUGAUGAAAAUGGAGUUACAGCCAGCAUAAGUGAGAAUGGAUCGAAGACGCCUAUGGGAGCCAAAAUAAUAGCCAAUGCUAAUAUUAUUAAUUCUGCACCUUCCCAACUGAACGGUUCAAGACCAGCACGUACUAAGAGACCACCUAAGAAAUUUGAUGAUUCUGAAAUCUUUUCCAUAAAGAGAAGGCGUCCAUCCCUGGGUCAAGAUGGUGAGGAAUCGGAUCAAGUAAUUACUAGCGAUGAAACAAAUAAAGUCAGUAAUGAUAAACCUACAAUUAACAAAGAACUACCAGUGGAUGAGGUGAAAAAAACAGAUAUAACAUUAAAAUCAGAUUGUAAAGACAUUGCUAAAGAAAAAACAAUUAAGGAAUCAUCAGUUAUUGGAUCGACAUUAGAAAAAACUGACAUUGAUGAUCCCAAAAUGCUAAUAAAUAAUAAUUUAUUAAGUUCUAAUGACCACAAUGUCAAAGAGACAAUAGACUCGGAAGCAAGCAUGCCAAAACUUAAUGUUGUUAGCACACCUUCAAAACCAAAAGCUACUGAUACAAAAAAUGAAGCGAGUACAUCCAAAUCGUCAACUAAAAAACCAUCGUCGAAAAAAUCCCGAAUUGAAAAAGAGUUAGCAAUAGAUAUGGUAGAGGGACAUCCGUUUUUAAAUGCCAAGCCUGAGAAAAGGUUAACUAGAAAAGUAUUGUCUAACUCUCCAUCAACUAGAAAGAAAAUAAACGAUAAAACUAAAACGAAUGAAUUGAAGAUGUUAUCAAAAGAAGACAGUCAAAGUAAGGAAGAUAGAACAGAUAUCUCAAUUGAUGAAACCCAAUCUCAAAAUAUAGACGUAACAGCAUCUCAAGAUAUAAUUGAAAGUUCUCAAGAUUCUUCAGUUACAACUAUUUCAGUUAGAUCAACAAAAAAUAGUUCAAGAAAAGUUCCUAUAGUGGCACUGGAACAAAUUAAUAAUAUUGAUAAAAUUGUUGCUAAAAAGCAAGAUAGUAUAGAUAAUUCUUCCGAAUCGGAUAAACUCGACAAAUUAGAGAAGGAAAACGACUUGGCAAAUAGCAAUGAUAAAGAUGACACUGUUUUACCUCAAAAUAAAACUGCUGAGGAACAAAGUAAUAUUAUUGAUUUAACAGAAAAUAUGGACACUGAACCCAUUGAAAUUAAUGAUGAUGAAAUCCAUGAAAUAUCUGACAAGCAAAUAGUUGAAAUUAAGAAUGAUGACUUAAGCAUGGAACUUGAUUCACAGGGUAUAGCUACUGCUGAUACUCAACCACUUGACCCUAAUUUUACCUUAGAUAAUGAUGAAACAGCAGUAAAAGAAAAACCUAUAGCAUGUAACGACAAAGCUGAUGAUAGCAAUAUAUUGGUAACAAAUGACAUAAAUAAUGAUAUUUCAAUUAACACAGUAACUGAUGAUGAUGCUACAAAUGCUUCAAUAACGACGGCAAAUGAGACUACUAAGACAAUAACUGAUUUAACUGUUUGUAAAUCAAGCCAAGAGGAGGCAGCUUCUUCGCCAUUUAAAGAUGACGAACAGAGGAAGAAAGAUUUUCUUAAUAAUACUUUAGAAAUAUCUCCAAUAAAAAUAUUAAGCCCUGUCAGAGACGAGAGAACGCCAUCUCCAGAAACUAGCAAUGACUAUGUCGUUAUAAAGCUUGCUUCACCUGUACAAUGUAAUGGGGAACCAAUAGAAAAGUGUAAUUCACCAGAAAUAUUUACUGAAGAUAAAGUGUCUCCUGACAAGAGAGAUAUCUCGCCUCCCAGAGAAGAAAUAACAGCUGCUAGCACGAGUCCUAGUUCUUUAUCUUUGAAAAAAAAUAGACCUCAAGUACGUGCGGGUGGAAGGGGAGCUCAAAUGUUAGGGCUUUGUGUGCCAGAUAGUUUACAAAAAAUUAAUGCUUCUGAGAAAAUGGCAGAGAGUGAUGAAGUAAAAAAAUCUACUCCUAUUAAUACUUCAGCUAGAAGAAAUUUAAGAAUAUUAUACAAUACUACCGAUAAUAACGAAGCCACAGAUGACAAUGAAGAUAGUGAUCUUUUUCUUAAAUUUAAACGAGAUCUUCCCACUACCGACUGCAGCCCUUCUGGGCCUAUAUUAAAACGUAAAUUAGCCGACAUUGCCGAUGAAGCUACUCCAUCUCCUGCUAGUAAGCGAAAACGCGUAAGUUUUCAUGAUCCGCCUGUAUCAACUACGGUUUGUGUUAAGAAAUAUAUUGAACCAUGCGGGAGUAGGUCUCCCAGUUCCGCGGGUAAACGACAAGAGAAACAAUUACGGUUCCAAAAUCAAACGCCUAAAUCACAGCGGAGACUUGACAAAGCCUUAACUAAGACUAUAGAAAGUUUCGUUGGUGAGAAUUGUAGUGAAGAUACACAAAUGAGCACAUUAGAAUCAACACCAGUAAUUGAAAUUGUUAAAACAAGUGAUCUUAAUGAUACCGACCCAAUAUGUCCUGAAUUAGUAAACUGCACAGACUCUAUUAAAAACAUUGCCACUGAAUUAUCAUCACCUGUGAUGAGAGCAUUGCUAGUCAAACAACUUGCAGGUAAAAUCGAAACUAUUGGUGACCUCGCUAAGAUGACUGAACUUGAAGUGAACAGGCUGUCUAUAAAGUCACCUAAAAUACAAACUGUAAAGGAAGUACUAAGUACAUACUUGCCAAGAAAAGAGGCUAACAGUAUACCAAGUAUUGAGAUUACUGAUGAAGAAGCUUUAUCUAAUACCGAAGAUGACUUAAAAACUCCUAAUUCAGAAAAUAUAGAUUUAGCAGAAAAAAUAAGUGAUAAUGUUGAAAUACAAACAGACAUUUUGGAUGUGUCAUCCAAUAGUACACAAACUGAUAUAACGGAACAAUUUGACAGUUCUGUACAGACAGAUAUGGGAACCUUGAUUUAUGAACAUGACAUCCCAAUGCACAUAAAUGAAAAACCUGAUAUUUUGGAUAAACUGGACGAUAAAGUGUUUGAAACACUCACUGACACUCUUGUAGAGAGAUUACCACUAAGUAAAUCCAGCCAGAUCAUCGAUAAAAUAGUUGAAAGACAAUGUGAAACGGAUACUAACUUAUCUGAGGACAAAAGGUUUUCCUUUUUGCAACAAUAUUUAUGUGAUAAAUUUGAAAGUAGAGAUUUGAUGCUGUUUUGUAGUGGGCUGUUAAAGAAAGUGUAUGAUAAAUCUUGACAAUCAGAAUGAUUUACAAAAUGAAUGUUCAUUCAAAAUAAUUUCUGUUUUGUAUUACUGUGUUAUGAAUUACAUUAUGUAAUCUGUGUGAAACUAAAUUAUUGAGUUAAUUUUAUUUUGAAAUAAAACAAAUUUAUAAAACUAAGAUUAUUUAAUACAAAACACAUCAAAUAUUUACAGUAUUCAGUCAUGAGCUGUGGCAAUACCACUAAAUAUCAUACAUGCAAAUGUAUAUAAUUCAAAAAUAUUUUGUAACCAAACAAAAUGCAAGGCAAAGUAUUGCCCGUAAAUAUUUAAGCCCAUUCUUUUUUUAUUUUAAAUAUAAAGAUACAUACAAUAAAAUGGGUACCUUAGAAAUCGAAAUGUGGAGAAAGGUACAUGGCAUCUUAAUGUAUCACACUAUUUACAGCAGUAUAAGAUACAGUUAAAGCUUUAUAAAAUAUUAGACUUAAUUAUUUUAAAUAAAUCAUAUGUACACAUUACUAGGUAACAACACACCCACCCAGUUUUAAUUGUAAAUAUCACACUAUUCAUCAUUAAUUGCUUAGAUCUUAACCAUGUCAAAACUUUAUGCAUGUUCAUAAUUUUCUUUAUGUUAAGUUCGACUGAUUUAUGUUUUGUAUUCUUUUAGGUUAUGUAGAUAAGAUAGAUUGUAGGAACUCAUUACUUAAAUAAAUUAAUACAGAAAAUA